Lathyrus oleraceus (garden pea) is the source of this 1032-nucleotide messenger RNA. RefSeq lists its product as uncharacterized. The record is from RefSeq and is a predicted model, not a curated record. The transcript has 9 exons. The coding region runs from base 1 to 1032 and encodes 343 amino acids. Lineage: Eukaryota; Viridiplantae; Streptophyta; Magnoliopsida; Fabales; Fabaceae.
AUGGCUUUGUGCCAACAUGCGAGGGUAAAGCUACCCUCUCGGAGUCAAGUGAGGAUCCCUCCAGCUAUUGAUGACAGAUACGUGGCCAAGUACUGCAAACCGAAGAACUUAAGGAGUAGUUCAGCUGCUGAUGUUACCGGGACUUCUGAUGGUCCUGUUUUUCUUAUUCAUGUUUUUGUUGCAUCUUCUAAACAUUUUAGAAUGACUCGUCCAGUUGAAGAUAUUAAGAACAUAAAUGAUUAUAAGGAUUUAUGGAAGAUUGUUGUUAGAAUCAAAGAUUUGUGGUCUAUUACAACCAUGGCUAACAAAGAUCAUUUGAAAAUGGUGGUGAUUGAUUCGAAGAGAGAUAUGAUCCAAGUUAUUGUACCACCACAUUUGGUUCUAAAGCAUAAAGAUACUUUUAAAAUAGGAAAGACAUACAUCAUUCAAAAUUUCAAGGUGGCUAAAAAUGAUUUGACAUUCAAGGCCAAAACACAUAAUUUUAAGCUAAUUUUUUGUGGAGCAACUUCUGCAAGGGCUUCAGAUUUUCCAGACAUUCUUCUGAACAAUUUUAGCUAUUUAAUUGUUUCAUUUAUUUGGUUUAUUGAUUCAUUCUUAGAUGUAAUUGGGGGAGUUAAUGAAGUAAUUCAAGUUCAAUUGAAUGGUGCACAUAGCAAAAACAAAGUUGUUUUUACAAUGUCAGAUAUGAGUUUUGACGUUUACUGUACAUUAUGGGGUGAUCUUGCAUCGCAAUUAUGCAAUUUCUAUAAUAAUAACAGGUCAGGUGGACAUGUUAUUGUGUUGUUGCAGAAUGCAAGGAUAAAAAGAGAAGAAAGAAGUUUUCCAUUGACUGUGUCGAAUGCAUGGAAUGAGACAAAGUUGUCAAUUAAUGACUUUAACAUCGAUGAAAUUAAGAAGUUCAAAGAAAGUUUGCAAUAUGAGACAACAAUUGUGACUGUUGUCAAAUUGGAAAAAUCUGAAGCUGGACAACCCAGGUACAAACUUGAGGUUCAUGCUGUCGACGGCAAACACAGAGCCAAAUUUCUCUUUUGA